Abrus precatorius (Indian licorice) is the source of this 774-nucleotide messenger RNA. Its product is annotated as GDSL esterase/lipase CPRD49-like. Lineage: Eukaryota; Viridiplantae; Streptophyta; Magnoliopsida; Fabales; Fabaceae. Gene Ontology annotation, molecular function: hydrolase activity, acting on ester bonds. The transcript is spliced from 6 exons. The record is from RefSeq and is a predicted model, not a curated record. The coding region runs from base 6 to 770 and encodes 254 amino acids.
GAGAUAUGUCGGGAGCAACGAGGCCUCAAUUUGUGCUGUUUGGCUCUUCUAUUGUUCAGUUCGGUUAUUAUGAAGGUUGGGGAGCUACUCUUUCUCACUUGUAUUCUCGUAAGGCAGAUAUAGUUUUGCGAGGAUAUGCUGGUUGGAAUUCAAGGCGUGCUUUAGAGAUUUUGGAUAAAAUUUUUCCCAAGAAUGCCGCAGAGCAACCAUCAUUAGUUAUUGUCUACUUUGGUGGUAAUGAUUCUACUUAUCCAAAUCCAAAUGGCAUCGGUCCUCAUGUACCUCUGGAGGAAUACAUUGAAAAUAUGAAGAAAAUUGCUAUCCAUAUUGAGGGCCUUUCAACUAAGACUCGCACUAUAUUUCUCAGUACUCCUCCUAUCAACGAGGCACAAAUCCAUGAAAAUUGUGAUCCAGAAGGACACCAAUUACGGACAAAUGAAGCUUGUCGAAUAUACUCUGAAGCAUGUUUGGAGUUAUGUCGCGAGAUGAACAUCAAGGCCAUUGAUUUAUGGUCUGCAAUUCAAAAAAGGGAUGAUUGGCAAGAUGUUUGUUUCAUUGAUGGAAUUCAUCUAUCAGCGGAGGGAAGCAAAAUAGUGUCAAAAGAGAUAUUGAAGGUCCUUAAAGAAUCAGAAUGGAAACCAAGUCUUCAUUGGAAGGAAAUGCCAAGUGAUUUUGCCGAAGAUUCACCCUAUGAUCCAGUUGCCUCUGAUGGAAAGACAACUAUUAAUCUCUCUGAUUUUGCAUUCCCCAGUGAUGAGGAAUGGGAUUAGAAUU